This is a messenger RNA of Arachis ipaensis, 1821 nucleotides long. Lineage: Eukaryota; Viridiplantae; Streptophyta; Magnoliopsida; Fabales; Fabaceae. The record is from RefSeq and is a predicted model, not a curated record.
AUGUCAAUCGAUAAGUCAUGGAUUAGAAAACCACGAACCACGCAUGAGUAUAAAGAUGGUCUAAACAAGUUUUUGAAUUUUGCUUUUGAGCAACGAUUUCUCGAGGGUCGUAAGAUUAAAUGCCCUUGUCCGGUGUGUGAUUUUGGCAAGUGGCAAACAAGAGAGAAAGUUUUUGAACAUUUAAUAGUCAAACCAUUUCCAAAAAACUACAAAGUUUGGUAUUGGCAUGGUAAAGAAGCAGUUGGACUUAGGUCACAAGCUCAUCAAAUUGGUCAUAUUGUACAAGAUGAUUCGACAUCUCAACAUCCAAUGGUAACAAUGCUCAAUGACAUGUUUGGAGUUGCUGGACUUGACUUGAAUGAAGAUGGAGAUGGAGAUGAAGACAACAUAGAAGAUGGAGAUGGAGACAAUGCAAAAAAUGAAGAGCACAAUGAAAAAAAUGUAGAAUUUUACAAGUUGUUGGAAGAUGGUAAUGAACAAUUGUAUGAAGGAAUAAGCAACAAAGCCAUGACUGAAAUCCUCAAGUUAAUAAAAGAUGCUUUUGGAAAUGCCAAGAUUUCAAAUACAUUCUAUGAGGAUGAAGAUUUGCAAGAAUGCAAAAGAUGCAAGACAUCUAAAUGGAGCGAAGCUAAAAAAAAGAAACCGGCAAAGAUCUUGCAAUACUUUUCACUAAAACUGAGACUUCAACGAUUAUUCAUGUGUUCUAAGACUACUCAAUCAAUGCGAUGGCAUGCUUUGGCAGAAAAGAAAGAUUCGAAGAUGAGGCAUCCGUGGAAUUCUGAACCUUGGAAGACAUUCGAUUUACUUCAUGAUAGGUUUACCGAAGAUCCUCGAAAUGUACGUCUUGGUCUUGCAGUUGAUGGAUUCAACCCCUUUGGAGCUAUGCGUACAAACUAUAGCGUUUGGCCAGUGGUGCUUAUUCCAUACAAUCGACCUCCAUGGGAGUGCAUGAAGCCAACAUCACUUAUCUUGUCAAUGAUUAUUCCCGGAGAGAAAAUGCCGGAGAACAACAUAGACGUAUACUUACAACCUCUUAUCAAAGAGUUAAAAGAGUUGUGGUAUGAUGGUAUUCAAACAUUAGAUAGGUUCAAGAAUGAAAUGUUUACAUUGCGGGCAGCAUUAAUGUGGACAAUUAGUGAUUUUACAGGCCUUGGUAACUUAUCUGGGUGGAACGUACACAGUAAAUAUGCUUGUCCCACAUGUAACUUCAACACUGAUUCAUAUAGAUUAAAGCAUGGGUCAGAAAUAUUGGAACAACUUGAAGGCAUCAAUGUUUCAUUUAGGAAGGAACUACAGGCAAGUAAAGAUAAGAGGACUCGGCAAAAAUUUGUUGAAGAAGAUGAUGAAUCGGGAAUGUGGAGGAAGAAAAGCAUAUUUUUUUAUCUUUCUUAUUGGGAGUCUAACUUAUUGCGCCACAAUCUAGAUGUUAUGCACAUUGAAAAGAAUAUUUGCGACAAUGUGUUAUACACUUUGCUCAAUGAGACUGGAAGGUCAAAGGAUAAUCUCAAAGCUCAUAAGGAUCUUAAAGAAAUGGGUAUAAAGAAAGAUUUAUGGCCAGAUGAAAAUGGGAGAUAUCAUCCAUCUUUGUUCACAAUGUCAAAUUCCAUGAAAGAUAUAUUAUUGCAUACUAUAAAGAAUAUUAGAGUACCAAAUGAUCUCUCGAGUAAUAUUUUUCGGUGUGUUGACUUGAAGCAAAGAAAGCUCUCUGGAUUGAAGAGCCAUGAUUGCCACGUCCUUAUGCAGCAACUAUUACCCAUUGCCAUACGUAAUGUGCUACCAGAUAAUGCAGUGCUAAUAGAGUUGUCUUCAUUCUUUCAAUAG